CCUUGCUCCACAACUCGUCACUAAACAUCAAUAAAGAAAAGGCUUGAAGGGGACAAUCAAUGACUUGCACGUAAACUUCAGGGGUGAAUAAUCAAACAGAGACAGCAUGGGGAAAAUUGCAACCAUCGAGUACUUCCGAGUACCACCUCGAUGGCUCUUCGUCAAGAUCACCGAUGCAGAUGGCUAUUUCGGCUGGGGCGAAGCCUCCCUAGAAGGACAUACACAAGCAGUCGAAGGAUGUCUGGACGCGUGGGCCGAACGCUACAUUGGCUUUGAAGCAGACGAAAUCGAGCACAUAUGGCAAAUGUCAUGGCGAACCAGCUUCUACCGCGGCGGCCCAGUCUUCAUGAGCGCACUGGCAGGUAUCGACAUCGCACUCUGGGACCUCAAAGCCAGGGCACUUGGCGUGCCGAUAUAUCAACUGCUAGGCGGGAAGGUGAGAGAUAAGUUGAAGGUUUACGCUUGGAUAGGUGGAGACAGACCGAAUGAUGUCAAAGAGCAGGCACUGGCACGUAAAUCCCAAGGUUUUACAGCCGUCAAAAUGAACGCGACAGAAGACAUUGGCUGGCUCGAUUCACCCUCGUCUCUCAACUCAGCCGUCGAACGCCUCAAGACGGUCAAAGACCUCGGUAUGGAUGCUGGCAUGGACUUCCACGGCCGCAUCCACAAGCCCAUGGCUAAGCAGCUCGCCAGGGCGCUCGAACCAUACCACCCGAUGUUCAUCGAAGAGCCCCUCUUAUCUGAACACAUCGGUGGCAUUAAGGACCUAGCGCAGCAGACGAGCAUUCCCAUCGCGUUGGGCGAAAGGCUACAUAGUAGGUGGGACGUUAGGCCGUUUCUUGAGGCUGGAUGUGUAGACAUCCUGCAAGUUGACAUCUCUCACAUUGGGGGUAUCUCGGAAAUGCGCCGUAUCGCCGCCAUGGCAGAAGCCUACGACGUCGCCCUCGCUCCGCACUGCCCACUUGGGCCAAUUGCACUUGCAGCGUGUGUGCAGGUCGACUGCACUUUGUCCAACUUUGCGAUACAGGAGAUGAGUUUAGGUAUCCAUUACAAUGCGGGCAGUCAGGACUUGACCUCUUAUACGAAGGAUCCCGAGGUUUGGGAUGUGAAGGAUGGGUAUAUUGAGUUGAUGAAAGGUCCGGGGCUAGGGAUAGAGGUCGAUGAAGAGAUGGUCCGGAGGGAGAGUAAAGAUGCAAAGGCGUGGGUUAGUCCGGGAUUUAUUGGGCCGGGUGGGGAGGUUAGGGAGUGGUAAUUGAGUCUCCGAUUUAUUACAGACUAUCUCACUAUACUUUGCGCUUCUUAAUGAUAGCUAUUAUGUCCCCUGCAUUCAUCCAUGCUAAAUAGCCAGAAGUAUGUCAAUUGACCACUAUCGUCCA
This is a messenger RNA of Cucurbitaria berberidis CBS 394.84, 1376 nucleotides long. Its product is annotated as mandelate racemase/muconate lactonizing protein-like protein. Lineage: Eukaryota; Fungi; Ascomycota; Dothideomycetes; Pleosporales; Cucurbitariaceae. The transcript has 3 exons. The record is from RefSeq and is a predicted model, not a curated record. Bases 107 to 1252 code for a protein of 381 amino acids. Gene Ontology annotation, molecular function: galactonate dehydratase activity. Gene Ontology annotation, biological process: D-galactonate catabolic process; amino acid catabolic process.